This is a messenger RNA of Phragmites australis (common reed), 2307 nucleotides long. RefSeq lists its product as uncharacterized. The record is from RefSeq and is a predicted model, not a curated record. Lineage: Eukaryota; Viridiplantae; Streptophyta; Magnoliopsida; Poales; Poaceae. The transcript has 8 exons. Bases 100 to 1860 code for a protein of 586 amino acids.
GCCCCACUCGCUUCCGUUUCGCUCCGCUCCGCUCCAUUCCACUGCAGCACUGCCCCAUCUGCUGCUGCUUCCUCGGGGAAUGCGACCGCGCGCCCAACCAUGCCUCGCCUGGAGCCCGCGCUAGGGUUCCCAUCAGCCGCCACUGGCCCCGCCCGCGCGUCCGAGCCACCGCCCGAGCGCCGGAGCAAGAAGCCGCCGCCGAGGCGGAGGCGACCGGCCGGCGCCGCACCGCAGCAACCGGUGGGGCCCCGCGGCGCGUCCGAUCCAGAUCCGGCGCCCUCCUCCUCCGCGACUCUGCCGCUCCCCAGCAGCCGCAGCGGCUUCGCUUCGCGUGGCACCGCUCCACGAGACGAGGAGGGGAGAGACGGCGCGAGCUCGGCUGAGUCGGAGGAAGCGGCGGAGGCAACCAAUGAUUCGUUCUCCUACUCGCUAAGAGAGUGCCAGAAGCAGCGCCAGCUUAAAUCAGAGGGGUCUGCAUUGGCGCGGCCGCUGGCCUCGCAUGAGCUGAACGGUGGCGGCGUGGGGGGUAUUGAGCUGUUAGUGCUCUCGCCGAGGUGUUUGAUUGGGGGUAACACGGGAGGAAUGAGCAAGAGCUCAACGGCAUCAUCGCGGAGCAGAUCAGGCACAGGCACGUUCCCAAGCCCUGGGACUCCGAACUACAACCGGCAUUGUGCUGGCAGCAUGCAGUACUCCAAGGGUUGGAGUUCAGAGCGUGUGCCACUGGGCACAGGUAGCAAUAGAAGGUAUGGGGGCAGUGGGGUUGUGCUUCCUUUUAAUAAUGGGAGGAAGCUACCAUCAAAAUGGGAGGAUGCAGAGAAGUGGAUCCUGAGUCCAGUUUCCUGUGAUGGGAUUGGACGGAUGUCAGCACCGGCUCCGCAUCAUAGACGGCCCAAGUCGAAGAGUGGGCCACUUGGCCACCCUGCUGGCAUUCCGGGAGCUUACGCAGCUGUUUCACCCUUUGUACCCUGCUUUGAUGGUGUUCUCGCAGCAGCUAAUUUUGCAGCGCAUUCACCUUUCUCUGCUGGGGUUCUCAUACCAGAGCACGGGCGCAUUGGCGACUUCAGCAGUGGAAGAGGCAGAUGUCGUGAUGAUGACAGCAGCAGAUCAUACUCUGCAGAGAAGGAGCCGUAUAUAUUGAGAUCCGCAAGUAUACAUGCGUGGACAGAAACACUUAUGGAGGCAUCUGCUUUUGCUAAUAUCUCAGAAGAAGCUGCACGAGAUGAUAAACAGCCAGGCAAGCGGGAAGCAACUUCUGUGAUUUCCAGUCCAGUCAUAAAGAAAGAUGUCGCAACACAGAUGAGUCCUGAGGAUAGUAUAUCGUCUUCUCCUAAAGCGAGGCAUUCCUGCUCCAGCUUGCCAUCAGGACAUCUGAUUAAAGAAGCAAAUAGUCAUAUACCUAAACCUGAAAUCAGGGACGUGCAGGUAGAUGAUCAAGUAACUGUAACCCGGUGGUCCAAGCGACAUGUAACACGAGGCUCUGAUAAGCGGUCAACAAAUCUUAUUGAAUGGAGGAAGAAGACCAUUGAAACUCGGGCUCCAUCUUUUGAUGAAAAAGAAAGAGAAAGAUGCAUGUCAAAGUGCAGAAGGGAGGAAGCAAAGAUCACUGCUUGGGAAAAUCUACAGAAAGCAAAAGCAGAGGCAGCUAUCCGGAAGUUGGAGAUGAAGCUUGAAAAGAAAAGAUCAUCGUCAAUGGAUAAAAUUUUAGGCAAACUCCGUUCUGCUCAGAAGAAAGCACAAGACAUGCGAUGUGCAGUUUCUGCUAGUGAAGAUCAAUGUGGUGUGAGGGCAACCAAGAAGGCAUCUUCCUUUGUUAAAACUGGCAAGCCUUUCAGCUGCUGCUUCACCUACCGUGCUUGCUAGUUGUGGUAUAGUUGGUGACUGUGGGUGCAACAGUUUAUAUAGAAAUUUUUCGAAUGUUACAGAUCAUGCCAACAGAUAUGGACUUUUGACUACAAAUUGUGGGGGGCAGUCGGUUGGCUUUUGUGCUGUGGACGUAAUGGGAGUUGUUAAAAGGUAGUUUGCACAAUCCGAUGACUGACAUACCAAUGUGGAGUAGUAGAUGUCGAAGUCAUUGAGCGAAGUCAACUCAUGUAGCCAACACUAUGGAUCACUCAGUACCCUGCGUCUCCAAUCUAUAUAUACACCCAGUAGAAGAAGCUCCUUUCUUGAGCUUCAUGCUAGUUAAAUGCCAGAUUGAGCUGGCAUUCAUUCCGCUUGAUGUGUAUCUUUCCAUGGAAUUGUGUAUGUAUUGCAAAUCAUGGGGGUAUUGAAAGAAGUUAUUAGAGCUGCACGGCUACACCCUUAAAA